CUCUCUUCCCUGCAUAUUUCAUCCGUUACCUCUCCAAAGCAAAGCCUCCUUGGCUUCUCCCCUUCCCUCACAUCAAGCCAUCCACUUUCCUCAACCUUUGAAGCUUGUCAAAGCCAGUAGAUUUCUUCUUUCUCUUCCUUUUUGUUCUACCUUUUACUCUACUUCUACUCGGUUCGCUUCCAAGCUCUAACACAAUGAUCCAAGGACUGUUAGGUGGCGUCGUGGAUGAGAGGAAGAUCUCCCACCCGGGAGGCCUUCUGAUUGAUCCCACCUCCUCGUCCUCUCCCACCUCUUCCAUAUCGUCCCAGUCUCAGUCCUCAUCCUCACCCUCGCUGCUGGCGGGCACCGCGGAGCAGCAGCCGCAGCAGAACCUCCGGUGCCCCCGGUGCGACUCCACCAACACCAAGUUCUGCUACUACAACAACUACAACCUGACCCAGCCGCGUCACUUCUGCAAGACCUGCCGCCGGUACUGGACCAAGGGGGGCGCGCUCCGCAACGUCCCGAUCGGCGGUGGGUGCCGCAAGACUAAGGCGGUGCCCGUCAUUGCCGCGGCCGGGGUUUGUGGUAAGUUGGGCAUCACCAAGGCGAAGCCAUCUUCACCUGACGUCCUACUGAGGUCCGGUCUAGCCAGUGGGCUGGAAAAUGAGCUUUCUUCGAGCCCGAUACUGUGGCCUUCGCCACAUACCUCCCACCUGUUGAGUCUUUUGAGGUCCAGCUGCGCCCAAAACCCUAACCCUAUCCUUAGUUCUGCAACCAGCCUUAACCUCGGCUCUGCUCGAAUCAAGGAGGACAGAACCAUGCUUGGCUCGCACAUGGUGGCCGAGGCAGGAGGCACACUAAAUACUGCUCACAGCUUAAGCUUGGAUCCACUGGGUCAGCUCGGGUUAAGCGCUUCACUGUGGAGGAACAACGACUACUCAUACCAGCAACAGCAGCAGCAGCAGCCACAGCCACAGCCACAGCCGCGACUGACACAGCCACCACCACAAAAUAACAACACACUGCUAGGUGACAUACCAAGCUCGGAGAUCCAAGAGCUGUACCAAAAGUUCAAGUCCUCGGCCAAUUACUACAAUCAGCAGUUGCAGACGGUAAUCAACAAUGUCGGUAGCUUCGAUUCUUCUUGCUCUUCGGCUACUUCCAUGAUGACCACAGCUGGUGCGGUCACCACUGCUGCAACUCCCAUCUUGGAACCCAUCCCACACUCCGUCGGUGAGUUUGGUUACUGGAACCCCACCUUGGCAUGGUCUGAUCUACCCACUCCUAAUGGUGCUUUCCAUUGACGGAACUCACUUCUAGAAUAGAGUUUGUGUUUAGGGCUUGUUCUUCUACUCCUUUUGUUCAUGGUGUUGAGCUAAGUGAUGAAUUAUAGAUAUGGAUGUAUGAUUCUACUGUCACAGCUUUUCCUAGUCUUGCUUGUGCUGUAAUGGGUUAAAAAUGUGUGUUUUCUUUGUGCUUCCGGGUUGUAUUGAUCACAUUGAGAUCAGCUAAGAAUUAGAUAUAAUAGUUCCUUUCUUGUCUC
This is a messenger RNA of Musa acuminata AAA Group (dessert banana), 1525 nucleotides long. RefSeq names its product dof zinc finger protein 1-like. The transcript has a single exon. NCBI's taxonomy places the organism in Eukaryota, Viridiplantae, Streptophyta, Magnoliopsida, Zingiberales, Musaceae. Gene Ontology annotation, biological process: regulation of DNA-templated transcription. The coding region runs from base 195 to 1286 and encodes 363 amino acids. Gene Ontology annotation, molecular function: DNA-binding transcription factor activity; DNA binding. The record is from RefSeq and is a predicted model, not a curated record.